Messenger RNA from Suillus clintonianus, 3249 nucleotides. RefSeq lists its product as uncharacterized. The record is from RefSeq and is a predicted model, not a curated record. Lineage: Eukaryota; Fungi; Basidiomycota; Agaricomycetes; Boletales; Suillaceae. The transcript is spliced from 10 exons. The coding region runs from base 1 to 3249 and encodes 1082 amino acids.
AUGCAGCUCACUCUCACAUUUCGAGCAGAUGGCAGCCAGGCUAGUGAGACUGCUAUUGGAACCGGCGGUCAUAAUAGAACACGUUCUCGACAUCAAAUCGUGAAUGAGGAGUGGUUUCCGUGGCCCGAUAAAAUUACGUGCACGCUUGAUAUUCUCAUGCACCUUCCGCGCUCUGUUUUUUCAGAACGACAGAUUGACAUUUUGCUCUGGCUACUUCGGGUCAACAAUGUAGACGAUGUACCUUCGGUGAAGUCUGUCAAACUCAUCAAAGACACUAUUCAACGGUUAUGUGGUAUCCGCUCAAUCCCUUAUGAUGGUGCUCUUGGACAUAAGUACUAUGUUAACUCGCUGCCUGACAUUAUUCGGCAGGAAAUGAUGAAUCCUCGAGUUCGCCCACUGUUACACUUCUACCCUGAAGAUACUGGCAUGGAACUGAAUGAAGCUCGACAAGCUAAACGUUGGCUUGAGGAACUCGACCCGGAGCUGCUUACGCCUGUCGCCAGACUGCACAACCAAGAUUUCUUUGUUUUCGAGCCUGCACUGUUAUUGAGCGGCCGAGCUUGCAUUCCAUUUCGCUGGUUCACACGUGGUGGGAAGAUGUACACUAAAGCUUGGUCAUUGCGGCCCGUCACCCAUGAACUGGACUGUGGUUGGGUUGUAGAAGAUUUUCGUUCAUUCGAAGUAUCAGAAGAUGACCUUCUUGUAUCAUUCAAAAACUGGGAUUCGAGCGAAGCAACAUCUGGUCUACCUCGCGCACACUCAAUCUAUGGUGUUGAACGUGAACCAAACGGCGAAUUGCAGCCAUGGACAUUAACCAAUCCUUCCGAAGGCAACAAAUGGCGUGUUCGGGCAUCGGGCGCUCGUGUCUAUGCGAUGCCUCUCUGGUUAUACUGUGACGACACAUCUGGAAACUUGUCGAAGAAGUGGAACAAACACAACUCUUUUCUUUUUACCGCUGCAGGAUUGCCGCGUGCAGAAGUCCACCACGAGUACAACGUCCAUUUUCUUUGUACAUCAAAUCUUGCCCCUCCGCUUGAAAUGUUGGAUGGUAUUGUAGACCAACUCGAAGAAUCAUGGAAGCAAGGCAUCUGGGCCUGGGACUGUGUCCACGAGGAGUACAUUCUUGUCAUUCCGUCUGUCUUAGCUUUGCUUGGGGACAACCCCAUGCAAAGUGAGAUGGCCUGUCAUAUUGGGUCGAUGGGAAAAUACUUUUGCCGUAUGUGUAAAGUGAAGGGGCACGAUGCAAGUGCGGAGAGCAAUCCUGCACGAGCAGCUGCUGCACAGCCUGAUGAUACCGACCACAGUGUUGGUGAGGUUAGUGGAAGUGAGCCCGAAGCCCAUACUGAUGCUCCUCUGAAAUCUACACGGAAACGAGCAAAGGAGACCAUGGAGGAGAUGGUAACACGGGUUAAGCGGUUUGUAAAGAUAGGAGAACCACGUCACAAGAAUGAAACCGUUUCUGAACUCAAGUCAAUGUUCAGUCAUGCAUCGACAGUUGGGAAUCAGACCCAGAUCAAGCAGUGGAAGACUUCCACGGGCAUCAAGGACACCUUUCUGGACUCAUUCUUGAAUCGCCUAGCUGAAUCACACUGCAAAAUUCGGGGUGGUAAGGCGAAACAGGAAGCGCUCGAUAGAGUCAAAGAGACGCUGCCCGAAAACGUCACAAGUCCCGUUUGGCGAAUAAAAGGUAUCGAUCCUCACGCUGACACACCCGUGGAAAUCCUCCACACGGUCCUUCUUGGAUUCGUCAAAUACCUUUGGCGUGAUGUGGUCUCUGUAAGGAUCGGAAAAGACAAGUUGAAGCGCGAGCUUUUAGAAACUCGCCUAUCAUCUGUCGACGUCUCGGGUCUUGGACUCAGCCAUCUUGCCGGUCACACCCUCGUUCAAUAUGCAGGGUCUCUUGUUGGUCGUGAUUUUCGUGCCAUUGCGCAGGUUGCACCCUUUGUGCUUCACGACUUGGUACCCACGGAAUGCUAUGAUACUUGGGUUGCAUUAUCGAACCUGAUACCACUCAUCUGGCAGCCUGAAAUCGAAAACUCCACGGAACACUUGCGCAAUCUCACGACAUCAAUCAAUAACUUCCUUGCGUGCACUGCCAGGUGGACUCCUCGAUGGUUCAAUAAACCUAAAUUCCAUAUUCUAUUGCAUGUUGUUGACCACAUUCAACGAUUCGGGCCAGCCGCUUUAUUUGCAACAGAGGCAUUUGAGUCCUUCAAUGCUGUCAUCCGCGCAAAAAGCAUCCAUUCGAACCACCGUGCUCCUUCUCGAGAUAUCGCGCGUUCUUUUGCCCAUGGGAGUCGGAUUCGUCAUAUUCUCUCGGGCGCACGAAUACUGAUACACGAUAAUACUAACGAUAUCCACUCUGAUUCUCCCGAUCUUACUCUGCAGGUCUCUAAUCCCUUGUCAGACAAGCCGCCGGAUGCUAUAAAUGUUCAAGUUGUCGGAAAGGGUCCAUUGUCACUCGUUCAACGGCCGAAUAUCAUCACGGACUACCUCGGACUUGAUACACAGGCUGACACCACGAAAUACGGGAAAUUAUUCCCAAACGCACUCCGGUCCCUUCCAAAUGACAUUCUCAGAGGACAUAAUUUUCGUACCUGCAAGUCCGUGGUACUUUUCAACGGGGACAUUUGCAAGAUAGGAGACUGGGUCAUUGCAGCUAAGGGCACAGCAGAGGAGUCUCCGAUUGUGGCGUGCAUUCGCGAAAUCAUCCAGCGCCAAGGCUCGGACGCAGAUAAACUUCUGCGUCCAGAUGCGAUUCUUCUGGAACGCGGAAGUGUUGGUGAACCAGCGGUGUCCUACUCUAUGCCCGCAGUCAGGGCACACGGCGGUUUCUUGCUCUAUCCUGUUGAGCAAAUUUUAUGCGCAGCAAAUCUGCAGCAUCAGUGCCAAGCGCACAACUGCACAAGCUCGCCUUCUGAUAUUGAGUUUGUUUAUGAAGAACGAGCGAAGACGUCGAAAGCUAAGGCCGUGAUACGUCAUAUCGGGGAUCCUGAUGACCUCGUUCUCAACACCGCACGGAUGCGAGACGCAAAACACAUGCAGGGCCUUCGGGUACCUGUUCAGCCACCCGAUAUGAACCUUGCAAUCCUCGAGGGUGCUGCCAGGGAGAUUCGGACACGUAACAAUACCACAAGUGGAGCUUCCGUGACAUCUACGGCGGCAGCACAUGGACCACGUGGACGGGGUCGAGGCCUACAAGUUAAUAGAUCGCUGCAGCAACACCGGUCUGUAUUACAAGUCCAGUAA